This is a messenger RNA of Drosophila willistoni, 6771 nucleotides long. RefSeq names its product putative 1-phosphatidylinositol 3-phosphate 5-kinase (gene fab1). Gene Ontology annotation, molecular function: metal ion binding; ATP binding; 1-phosphatidylinositol-3-phosphate 5-kinase activity. The coding region runs from base 81 to 5576 and encodes 1831 amino acids. The transcript has 6 exons. Lineage: Eukaryota; Metazoa; Arthropoda; Insecta; Diptera; Drosophilidae. The record is from RefSeq and is a predicted model, not a curated record. Gene Ontology annotation, cellular component: endosome membrane. Gene Ontology annotation, biological process: phosphatidylinositol phosphate biosynthetic process; intracellular signal transduction.
UUAAUAAGGAGUCCGGCACGGGCGACAAUUGCCUCGCCCACGCUAUUAAUACCGCAAGUUUUAUUAAUUACACCACCAUAAUGAUUAACAACAACAAUACCAGCAGUUCCAGCAAUAAUAGUAGUAGUAACCAUCAACAUUUGCACUCGCCCACUAAACUAACCGAGUUUGCACGAGAUUUUGAAGAUAAACCCGAAUCUCUAUUCGAUCGUGUUGUCACCAAAAUCCAAAAUGUCUACAAUCAGAGCUACAACACGGUCAAUGAUAUAUCAAGCGGCACCAGCACCAACACCAGCAGCAGCACUGGCCAAGUGGGCAAAUCCAAAUUUUAUUCACCACCCUCUACGGAGUUAGCAGCACCAGCCACCGAUUUGGACAUAAACAGCUCAUCGUCCUCCAGUCUGGCGUCGAGUCGACCACAGCCUCCCACAACACUCAGCUUAAGAUCAUCAAGCGAGACACGAACCAUAAGCAGUGUGGAGGAUACGGAGGCAAAUGAGCAAAUUGAUGAGCAGCAUCCUUUGCCCAGUGAUGCCAAUCAGGGAAGAACUGUGACGAAUGUCUUAAAGCAUAUAAGCAAUAUUGUGGCCUCGAAGAAUAAUAAUGAUUUGCGCAAUUAUAAGGACACGGAAUUGCAAAGAUUUUGGAUGCCGGACUCAAAGGCCAAGGAGUGCUAUGAUUGUGCCCAGAAGUUUUCAACAUUUCGCAGAAAACAUCAUUGCCGCCUUUGUGGACAGAUAUUCUGCUCCAAGUGCUGCAAUCAGGUGGUACCAGGCCGAAUAGUACGUUGUGAGGGAGAUCUGAAAGUGUGCAACUAUUGUUCCAAAAUAGUGUUGACCUUCCUGAAGUCAUCAAGCUCGACCAUUGGCCAAGAUUUGCAAGCUUUGCAACAGCAUCUCAGCAACAAGUUGGAAGUCCAGGAUGGGGCCACUGCGGCUGCUGCUGCCACUACCACGCAUCGACAGCAACAGCAACGCAGAGCCUUAACCCGUAAAACGUCGCUGGGUUAUCAGGAAGAGCGCUUCACCUCCCAGCCUGGCUAUACUUCCACCUUGACCAUGGAUGAUCGCAAAAACAUAUUGCAACAGUCGAAUUCGCUGAUCACACUGCACGAGGAAAUGCGUCGCGAGUUGCCGGCCGCCCAGAAUUGUGGACAGUUGUUGAUUGAGUUCCUCAUAACUAAGAAUAAAUCGGCCAAUAAGGCACAGGCAGUGGCUAUAUUAAAUGCCAUGCUAGCGGCUGGUUUCCUCGAACCCAUUGUACAGGAUCCUGAGCAGACGGAAUUCGAGGCAAGUUUGCAUUAUAAAUUUGCAAAGAGCACUUUGAGUGGAAGCAGAAGUGAUGAUAACUUGCAGCAAUUCGCUGUGUCAAGUGUGGAACCGCCGCAACCUCCCAAAUCGAUGGAUGUUAGUCUCAGUUUUCAGCAGAAUGCCGCCCAGGACAUUGAACUAGAGAACGCCAUGGGCUUCACUACAACCACAUCAAAAUUACUUGAAUCCUAUUGUGAUCACGAGGAUCAACUGUUGGCACAACUGCUGCGGGCAAAUAGUUUAGAUCAGGAAUGGGGUAAAGUCUUGCAGACGCUUUGCUCCACGGCCGCCAAUCAUUUCAAGCCCGAAUACUGCUCAAAUGAUCUCAUGGAUAUACGAAAUUAUGUGAACUUCAAGAAGGUGCCUGGAGGGAAGCGUAAGGACUCCACUAUUGUCCAUGGUGUGGCCUUUUCGAAGAAUGUGGCUCACAAGGAUAUGGCUACCCAUGUACCAUUUCCACGCAUUCUAUUGCUCCAGUGCCCCAUUGUCUAUGAGCGCAUCGAGGGUAAAUUUGUGACCAUUGAGACGGUUCUGUUGCAAGAGAAGGAAUACCUACGCAAUGUCUGUGCCCGCAUCAUGAGCUUUUCGCCCAAUGUGGUGCUCGUGCACAAGAAUGUUGCUGGCAUAGCGCAGGAUCUGUUGCGAUCCUUUGGCGUCACCUUGGUGCUGGAUGUGAAAUUGUCGGUAAUGGAGCGGCUAUCUCGUACCCUACAAUGCGACAUUGUGAGCUCCAUUGAGUCGAACAUAACUAUGCCGAAAUUGGGCUAUUGCAACGAGUUCUACAUACGAAGCUUCAAUAAUAAUGGAACAUCAAAUGGUGCAUCUGGCAAGACUCUGAUGUGCUUCGAGAAGUUAACCAAUCCGCGUGGUUAUACUUGCUUGCUGCGUGGCGCCUCCAAUGCGGAGUUGAUUCGGGUUAAGCGAGUGGCAUCGGCUUUACUUUUUGCCCGCUAUAAUUGGCGAUUAGAAAUGUCCUUUUUGCUCGAUGAAUUCGCUCAGCCUCUGGGGCCGAAACCUUCCAUAUUUGACUCCAAGGAGUCCAGUCCAAAAUCAGAGAUCGAAACCGGAGAAAAAGAUGUAGAUCAUCGUGCUAAACGCCCAGCUGUCGGUGAACGUAAAUCUGAGGAUAAGAUUAUGACGGUCAUAAGCGAGAAUGUGGCCGACUUUACAGAUCCAUUGCGUUCCAGCUCACCUGCAAGUGCUGAGAUGCUGGAUGAAGAUCCAGAGGGUCAGCUUGUUGAGGCCUUGGCAGUGGAGACCCGCUAUGAUAAUCGUUUUCGUAAUGCUCUCAGUUCUACUUUGCUUUCGGUUAGUCCAUUCUUGACCUUCCCCUUGCCCUACCUGGAGACGGAACCUGGAAGGAAUUGCAAAUUAAGAAAACUAUUUCCCACCGAACUCUACUUCUCAAAGCAAUGGUCUAAGCGCCAUGAGAGCGGCAUUAGUGGGUCCAAUGGUGACAAGGAGAACAGCGAGCAACAGCAGCUGCAGUUGCAACAAAUACAACCGCUGCUGCCAGCCCACGACUUUCUACGAUUAAAAAUAACCUCACCGGCCAGCAAUCGCGAUAUACAGUCCAAGCUGGCAGAAUUUCGAUCCUUUGGCGGUCGUUUUCCAAAGGGCAAGGCGCCAAUGCUGAGACCCAAAAGAAGAGACAGAGGCAAUUCGGACAUGAUCAUACAGAGACCCCAGAAAGUCAGCGAGGAGCAGUUGUAUAAGGAUGCACUCGAUCCGCAGAAUCAUCAGCGUUUGCCUGUCUUAUUCUGUAGCUUUCAUUACAAUCCCAAGGGCGUGUCGUCGUUCUGCAAGUUGCCCAUGCUGUUGGACAUGAAGUUCUAUGGUCAACACGAUAUAAUGUUGGAGGAGUUCCUGCAACGCUAUUGUUGUCGCUUCAAUUCAAUGUGCCCCAGUUGCAAUUUACCCAUGCUGGGACAUGUGCGUCGCUAUGUCCACUCUCUGGGCUGUGUCCAUGUCUAUCUCACUGAAGAUCAAACACGUUCGGAUCCCAAGCGUAUUUAUUUUACAUCCUGGUGCAGCAUUUGUAAUGCAACCACACCAUCGGUUCCCCUCUCGGAUUCAUCCAAGUGCUUGUCGCUGGCCAAGUAUUUGGAGAUGCGUUUCCAUGGACAUGCCUACAAACGGCGACCAACGAUUGAUACAACUCCCGAAAUGCAGAAUCCCGCCAGUUGUGAGCAUUCCCUGCAUCGCGACUAUAUCCAUCAUUUCAGCUUUCGCGGGGUAGGCGCCAAAUUCCAAUACAAACCAGUUGAGGUAUGGGAGACCGGAUUGCCCUCGCUGAUUCUGCAGCUGGAUCAACCUAGGCCCGCCAGUCAAAUCGCCAGUCAAGUUCAGGAGGAGAUUAAACUGUUUUCAGUGCGCGGCCAUGAGGUGUACACGAAAAUUCACGAACGUAUAGCCGAUUUGGCUAUAGAAGAUGAGAAUUCGCUGCUAAUGCAGAACCUCAAGGCUCAAUUGGCCAAGGAUCAGUUCGCUUUCAAGCAAAAAAUCGAAAUAGUGCAUACACUUCUGACGGAGCCAAAGGCCAAUGUCUAUGAUAUCAACGACGCCCUCAUUUCAUCCCGUCGAGCUUUAGCCGAUAGUAUUGAUCUAUGGGGACCUAGACUCCAGGAGAGCCAGAAAUUGUCUAUGAACAAGCAGCAGCAGUCGAAACAUUCCCACGUUGAUGCAGGGACUAUUUGUACGGAGGAGCUAAGACCCGAUGUGCAGUCGUGUGAUUUGGGGGAUGUCGUCCCACCACCAGUAGCUUCAGUAGAGUGUCCUAGUGAGGACACAGAAGUCCCAGUGUUAGAGAAAAACUCCACCCUUACCCAAUCGAAUUCCGAUAAAAAGUCUAUUAAACAAAUCCUUACGCAGCUUUUGCCUUCCACCAACCAAGUGAAUCCCCUACAAUCGCCAUUUUCAGCUCAAGAGCAUUUGACCCUGCCCCUGGGUGCUAUACCCAUACAUGUGCGCGAAAAUGAUCUUAGUUCGGUGAUUGCUUAUUGCCUAACCUCUACGGAUUAUCAACGAGCAGUCGAAGAGUCAUUCAAUGCGGGCAGCGGUAGCGCUGAGGCUUCGUCCAGUCCACAGCUAAAGCGCAAAAUGGCCAUGUCAACAGCAGAGAGCGAUUUGGAGGAUAAUGCUACGCUGUGUUCCCCCGCUGCUGAGUCGUCCUCGGAGGAUAAGAACAAAGCAGGCUGCAAACCUCUAUCCCCCAGUCCGCAUAUUUCCCUAACGUUCAACGAUCAGGGCAGUCAGUUUCAGUGUAAAAUCUAUUUUGCCCGCGAAUUUGACGCGAUGCGAGCCAAAAGCCUAAAACCGCCAAAGCUGGACAAGUCUCUGUAUCGCAAGUUGGAGAAGAGCAAAAUGCGCGAGGAGUUGAGAAUCUCACAAAGUCGUACGGGCUCCGAAAUGGAGUUGGUACGCAAACCCAGCGAUCUUGUUGGCCCAUCUCCAAUGCUCCAACGCGGCCAGGAUGACCAACAUAUUGACUUCGAAGAGGAAUCCCGAAUUGCUCUGGCGCGUAGCCUUUGUAACAGCGUUCACUGGGAGGCACGUGGCGGCAAAUCCGGUUCCCGAUUCUGCAAGACAUUGGAUGAUCGUUUUGUUUUGAAAGAGAUGAAUACCAAGGAAAUGACAUUGUUUGAACAAUUCGCUCCGAAAUAUUUCGAAUAUUUGGCCAAGUCGCAGCAUUUGCAAUUACCAACGUUGUUGGCUAAAAUAUUUGGAGUCUUCAAAGUCAGCAUUAAGAAAAAGGACUUCUUCGUGGAGAAAUCUCUGUUGGUUAUGGAAAAUCUUUUCUAUGGCUGUGAUAUUUCCAACAAGUAUGAUUUGAAGGGCUCCGAACGUAAUCGCUUGGUGGACACGACUCAUCAGAAUGGUGAAAUCGUUUUGCUCGAUGAGAAUCUAGUCCAAAUGUCCUGGUCAAAUCCUUUGUAUGUGCUUUCACACAGCAAAUCUGUACUGAAAGAUGCUAUUCAAAGGGACACAUCGUUCCUCGAGCGAAAUGGAGUCAUGGACUAUUCACUAUUGGUUGGCUUGGAUAAAGAGAACAGCGUCUUGGUUCUUGGAAUCAUAGAUUAUAUACGCACCUUCACCCUGGAUAAGAGAGUAGAAUCGAUGUUCAAGCAAUCGGUCAUAAUGGGCGGUGGCAAGGGUAAAGAUCCGACCAUUAUAUCGCCGGAACGUUAUAAACAACGUUUCAUUGAUGCCAUGGAUAGAUAUUUUUACACUGUGCCCGAUCGUUGGGAGGGUCUCUCAAAAGUCUAAUGCAAAUUACAACCUCAUAAACAAGCCGAUAUUUCCGCCUCCUGGUCGAAUUGAAUUAGCCUUGACCUGCAACCGCUUGCGGCGCACCCCCGGAAGCCGGUGCCGGCGACGUCGCUGCCGCUGUCGCUGCUGGUCAUGACAAUUGAAGGGAAAAAGCAAAUUGUGUAAAGUUGCGUGUUAGGCCAAAUAGAAAAACGGAAAUUAUUAUCAUGAAGGCAACCGCGUUGCGUUGCGUCCGUCGUGUUGCGAAAGUGAAAUGAAAUUGUUAAGACGCAAGCAAAUCAACUAAAUGUGUGCACCUCAACAUGAAUUCAUUAUCGAGAUGUCAGAGGAACUAGGUUAAAAUACAUUCAAUACACAAUUGUGACAGCUGCUCCUUAAGAGAGUGAGUUCCACUGCAGCUGCCAGUUGCCAGAGACAUAGAGUAGCAAAGUGCUAGAUUGCAUGUGGUGUGUGCUCCCAAAAAGCCCCAAGACCUAACCCAAAAAGCAAAAACGAAAGGAAAAGCAAAUUAAACUCCGUGCCAGUUGGUGUAAAAGCAAAAGUGACACCUCAAAUCACUUUAUGCUUUACGCGAGGCGUGUGGAGAGGAGGUGGAGGAGGAGUAUGUACAGCCGAACAUCUGGUUCGGCUACCCGACGUCGGCUUGGCAUGCCUUGCACACAUUUCAGUUGGGAUUUACGAUCUAAGCGGUCAAGUUGUGCGGUGAUUCGCGGCAAGAACUAAGCUUUAAUGGCUUCUGGUGGCAAACCGAGGUUGACGGUCGUCUGCCUGCCUGCCACUGGCAGCAAGGCCAAUUUCGUCAGAUGUUUUUGCUAUUAUUGUUGUAUUCCAUUCGGCUGUAAAGUUAUUAAUGUUUAAUUAAAGUGCACACACACGUACACACUUCCAUACCCCAACACACACACACACACACACACCCAGGACAUACCCGACCUUUAUCCUCCAAGCAACAAUUAAAGAAGAAGAAAAAUGGCUAUUGCCUUUGAUUGGAAAAGUAACGAUGGGUAAGAAAAAAAAAAGAGGCGGAGCAAAGAAACUUAUUAUUCUUUUGAAAUGGCUCCUACGUCGUAUAAAGCGUUUGUUGUAUUAUAAUUAUCUCUAUAAGUAAUUGUUUCUUUGAUUCAUAGUGUAGUAAAUUUUGCACUGGCUAAUAAAUUCAUAUAGAAAAUGUAAGAAAUUAACAAAAUUAAAA